AUGAUGAGGCAAAGCCUUGUGCCUGUUGGACAGCCUCUUGCUAUCAGAUGCUCACUGGAAGAGAGCUGGAAAAGUGGAGACCAUGACUUAGCGUGGUAUAAAGUUGGUAACCAGACAGCUGUGCCUAGAGACAAACUUUCCAGAGUUCAUCAGCAGAAGAACUUUAUUUGGUUUCUCCCUGCAAUGUUAGAAGAUUCUGGAGAUUAUGAAUGUGUCAUAAGUUUAAUUUAAUUAUGUUAUAUUAAUUGCAGGAAUCUGACAAGCUUGAGGAAAAUGUCUACAAAAGUAACAGUUUUUGAGAGGAUUGAUGGUUUGUGCUUAAAUGAAAAAUUUGCUGUAGAGGAGGUGGUAUUCACAUUAUCAUCUGCAAAGGUGGUGUGUCCACACUUGGAGUAUUUCAGGGAUGAGGAGAAUAUUCAGCCUGUUCGUUGGUACAAGGACUGCCAGCUGCUGGAAGGGAAGAGGUUUAUCUUCUCAAACAGUGAUCUUAUCAUUGCCAAUGUGAGUGCACACGAUGGAGGGAACUACACGUGUGAAACGACGUACAGCUACAAUGGGAAGCAGUACAACAUUUCACGGGACGUCCGUCUCACUGUCGAAGUGAGCCCACCAAAAAAGCCCCCUGAAAUAUCUUAUCCAAGAAACAACUCAAUUGAAGUGGAACUUGGCUCACAGGUUACAGUGGAUUGCAAUACAACAGGUGCUGAUGGGUACGAGGUGUUCUGGACAGGCAACGGUGUGUAUAUUGAUGUGUUUUAUGUGAGCAGGAUUUUUGCAAGUCUUUAUGAGGAGGGAAGUUCUUACGACGGGCGCCCUGUGUAUUCUGUGAAGCUCAUCAUUUCAGAAGUGAAUAGUGAAGAUUAUGAGCAACCCUUUGUCUGUCAAGCUUCAAAUGCCUUUGGGCAGGUUGCAUCCUACAUUAUAUUAAAACACAGAGAGCCUGAUACACAAAGACAGCUGGCUGGAGGUCUUGUCUCUUUGUUAAUUUUACUAUUUAUUGCUUUAAUAACCUACAAAUUUUUCAAGAUUGACUUGGUGCUUUGGUACCGUCGUUCAGUCUGUGCCUUUGCCAGUGAGGAAGAUGGGAAGGUUUAUGACGCGUGUGUCCUGUACCCAGCAGGCAGUGGAGGAGGAAGCUCCUGUCACCUGGAGGCCUUUGUUCAUAGAAUACUCCCUGAUGUUUUAGAACAACAAUGUGGAUAUAACCUCUUCAUAUUAGGAAGGGAUGAUUUACCAGGAGAAGCUGUGGUCAGCGUUGCUGAUGAAACCCUUAAGCAAAGCAGAAGACUGAUGAUUAUUUUGGGAUCAGAAACAUCUAGUUGUUGCCUGCUAGAAGACACCUCUGAACAACAACUAGCUAUGUAUAAUGCUCUCAUCCGUGAUGGGAUUCAAGUGAUUCUUAUAGAAAUGGAUGAAGUACAGGACUACACAAGCAUGCCAGAAUCCAUCAGAUACAUUAAACAAAAACAUGGAGCUAUCCAAUGGAAAGGGGACUUCUCAGAGAAAUCUUGUUCAGCAAAUACAAGAUUCUGGAAAAAAGUGCGCUACCAAAUGCCAUCUAGGAAGAAGGUAUCUUAUUCUGAAGUGUAUUUGUUGCCCCUAACUGUGGAAAAUUCUGCAGCAAGGGGAAGUUAA
This is a messenger RNA of Merops nubicus (carmine bee-eater), 1635 nucleotides long. Its product is annotated as interleukin-1 receptor type 1-like. The record is from RefSeq and is a predicted model, not a curated record. Gene Ontology annotation, molecular function: interleukin-1, type I, activating receptor activity. Gene Ontology annotation, biological process: regulation of inflammatory response; signal transduction. NCBI's taxonomy places the organism in Eukaryota, Metazoa, Chordata, Aves, Coraciiformes, Meropidae. The transcript is spliced from 9 exons.